Pseudocercospora fijiensis CIRAD86 is the source of this 1191-nucleotide messenger RNA. RefSeq lists its product as uncharacterized. The transcript has 3 exons. Gene Ontology annotation, biological process: malate transmembrane transport. Gene Ontology annotation, cellular component: membrane. NCBI's taxonomy places the organism in Eukaryota, Fungi, Ascomycota, Dothideomycetes, Mycosphaerellales, Mycosphaerellaceae. The record is from RefSeq and is a predicted model, not a curated record. Bases 1 to 1191 code for a protein of 396 amino acids. Gene Ontology annotation, molecular function: malate transmembrane transporter activity.
AUGGACUCCUCUCCCCUGGAGAAUGGACAUCCACCCGGCACUGCACCUCGAGAUGACCGCCACCGCCUCCCCUUCCGCACCUGGAUCGAACAACACUUCUCCUGCUCCUGGUUCACAUGCACCCAAUCCACCGGCGGAAUCGCAAUCGUGAUAUCCGAAUGCCCCAAACACUUCUCCGGACAACAAACCCUUGGAACAAUCGUCUUCAUCUUCAAUCUUGUCCUUUACGUCCUCUUUACGAUCUUCAUGAUCCUGCGCUGGACGGGGAAUACGGCGAAGAUAAGAGAGUGUUUCACGAAAGCUCCGGAAUGUUAUUUUUGGGGGAGCUUUUGGUUGAGUGCUGCUACUUUGAUUAUUAAUAUGCAGAGGUAUGCGGUGCCUCACACGGGGCAGUGGAUGGUGGUUGGUAUAAGGGUGUUGUUUUGGCUCUACGCUGCCAUCACCAUCACGAAUACAACGCUACACAUCGUGUCUCUGGCACAUACGACGCCUAUGAAAGUCGUCGAAUUCCAACCCCCGAUGUUCUUAUGUGUUCUCAACGCCAUGCUCACAGGCACAAUUGCCGGAGCCAUUGCUGCCGAUCAACCUCCAGCUCAGCGUGUUCCAAUUUUGGUGGCAGGUGUCGGGUUUCAGGGACUGGGCUGGAUUGUUUGCAUGAUUUUCCUGACCUUUACGAUUGGAAAUAUUUUGGAGAAAGGCUGGCCUGCGAGGGAUCUGAGACCAGGACUUUUCAUCAUGACUGGAACAACGGGUUUCACCAUCGUUGCUUUAAUCACUUGUGCCAGGGCUUGUCCGCAAGGUUAUGGAUUCUUCGCGACACAUCCUACCGCUCCAGAAGUCUUGUUGAUUGUUGCAGUAUGGGCUGGAGUGUUCAUGUGGGUCUUCUCACUCUGGGUCUUUGGUUUGGCAUUCUUUAUCACAGUGCUCGGCGUUUUCGGAAAGGAUCCAGACCGCGGAAAAUGGGUCAUCAAUAUGAGAUUCGGUAACGUUUGUUGGAGCAUGAUUUUCCCCAAUGUAGGCUGGACCCUCAGCACAGUCUACCUUGGGCAGGAGUUGGAAAGCGAUGGAGUGAUCUGGGUGAGUGUAGCCAUGAUUCUGGCACUGAUCUCAGUCUGGCUACUAGAUCUGGUUUUGAUGUUUAAAGCCAUCGCGCGGUCUAUGUUCGUAGAUUCGCGAAUCAAGCUUAACUGA